Messenger RNA from Teleopsis dalmanni, 2901 nucleotides. RefSeq names its product AP-1 complex subunit beta-1 (gene AP-1-2beta). Gene Ontology annotation, cellular component: clathrin adaptor complex; membrane coat. Gene Ontology annotation, molecular function: clathrin binding. The transcript is spliced from 7 exons. The record is from RefSeq and is a predicted model, not a curated record. Gene Ontology annotation, biological process: intracellular protein transport; vesicle-mediated transport. Bases 96 to 2843 code for a protein of 915 amino acids. Lineage: Eukaryota; Metazoa; Arthropoda; Insecta; Diptera; Diopsidae.
ACUAUCUUCUAUAUUAAUAUAGUAGAUUUGUGCUGUAUAAGUGAUUUGCUUGAAAAUAUUUUAUUUAGUAUAAUAAGGAUAUAUCUGCAGACAAUAUGACGGACUCGAAAUAUUUUACUACUACCAAAAAAGGUGAAAUAUUUGAAUUAAAAUCGGAGCUUAAUAAUGACAAGAAAGAAAAAAAAAAAGAGGCUGUUAAAAAGGUAAUCGCUAGUAUGACCGUAGGAAAAGAUGUUUCAGCUCUUUUUCCUGAUGUAGUUAAUUGUAUGCAAACAGACAAUCUUGAGCUUAAAAAGUUGGUUUACUUAUAUUUGAUGAAUUAUGCAAAAUCACAGCCUGAUAUGGCUAUUAUGGCGGUAAAUACAUUUGUAAAGGACUGCGAAGAUUCUAAUCCACUUAUACGGGCAUUAGCUGUUCGCACAAUGGGAUGCAUACGUGUAGAUAAAAUAACGGAAUAUUUAUGCGAACCUUUACGCAAGUGUUUAAAAGAUGAAGAUCCUUAUGUUCGAAAAACUGCAGCAGUAUGUGUCGCUAAAUUGUACGACAUAUCAUAUUCAAUGGUAGAAGAUCAAGGAUUCUUGGAUCAAUUGAAGGAGUUAUUGUCUGAUUCAAACCCAAUGGUCGUUGCUAAUGCUGUGGCUGCUCUUAGUGAAAUUAAUGAAGCAAGUCAGUCAGGUGAACCUCUUGUUGAAAUGAAUUCAGUAACGAUUAAUAAACUGCUUACUGCUCUCAAUGAAUGCACCGAGUGGGGUCAAGUGUUUAUAUUAGAUUCAUUAGCUAAUUAUAGUCCUAAGGAUGAAAGAGAAGCACAAUCGAUUUGUGAACGUAUUACACCACGUUUAGCACAUGCAAAUGCAGCAGUUGUUUUGAGCGCUGUUAAAGUUUUGAUGAAAUUAUUGGAGAUGCUUUCAAGUGAUAGUGAUUUUUGUGCUACUUUGACGAAAAAAUUAGCUCCGCCUUUGGUUACACUUCUCUCUUCGGAACCUGAAGUUCAGUAUGUAGCAUUGCGGAAUAUAAACCUAAUUGUGCAAAAACGUCCUGACAUUUUAAAGCACGAAAUGAAAGUAUUUUUUGUAAAAUAUAAUGACCCUAUAUAUGUUAAACUUGAGAAAUUGGAUAUUAUGAUACGUUUAGCUAAUCAAAGUAAUAUUGCCCAGGUUCUCAGUGAGUUAAAAGAGUAUGCUACAGAAGUAGAUGUUGAUUUUGUACGCAAAGCAGUAAGGGCAAUAGGAAGAUGUGCAAUUAAGGUUGAACCAUCGGCAGAACGUUGUGUUUCCACUUUACUUGAUCUUAUUCAAACAAAAGUUAACUAUGUUGUACAAGAAGCUAUUGUAGUAAUAAAAGACAUAUUUCGCAAGUAUCCAAAUAAGUAUGAGAGUAUUAUAAGUACCUUAUGCGAAAAUUUAGAUACACUUGAUGAACCAGAAGCGAGAGCAUCAAUGGUUUGGAUAAUUGGAGAGUAUGCUGAGCGUAUCGAUAAUGCGGAUGAAUUAUUAGAUAGUUUUCUGGAAGGGUUUCAAGAUGAGAAUGCACAAGUGCAACUUCAGUUACUUACUGCUGUCGUAAAGUUGUUUUUAAAACGUCCAACAGAUACGCAGGAGUUGGUACAACACGUUUUGUCACUAGCUACGCAAGAUUCUGAUAAUCCUGAUUUACGUGACCGUGGUUUUAUUUAUUGGCGUUUGCUUUCUACAGAUCCAGCUGCAGCUAAAGAAGUAGUGUUGGCCGAUAAACCUUUAAUUUCAGAAGAAACUGAUCUCUUGGAACCUACUCUUUUAGAUGAAUUAAUAUGUCACAUAAGUUCUCUUGCAAGUGUAUACCAUAAACCACCAACUGCAUUUGUAGAAGGACGAGGAGCUGGAGUUCGUAAAUCCUUGCCUAACAAAAGUACUGUAGUUACAAGUGGAAAUGAAGCUUGCGGUGAAGCGAUGGUAAUACCAAAUCAAGAUUCCUUAAUAGGCGAUUUAUUAUCAAUGGAUAUUAAUGCACCCACAAUUCCUGUCUCAUUGCCAAGUGCAAGCAACGUGGACUUGCUGGGUGGUGGUUUAGAUGUGUUGCUUGGUGGUGGACCAACUGAAGCCGUUGCUGGUAGUAGUAGUUUACUGGGAGAUAUUUUUGGCCUUUCCGGUACACCUCUGAGUGCAGGUGUCCAAAUACCUAAAAUUGUUUGGUUACCAGCAGAAAAAGGAAAGGGACUUGAAAUUCAAGGCACAUUUUCGCGAAGAAAUGGAGAAAUUUCAAUGGAUAUGACACUUACAAAUAAAGCAAUGCAAUCAAUGACUGGUUUUGCAAUACAGCUAAAUAAAAAUAGUUUUGGUUUGUUGCCAUCAUCUCCACUUCAGGUAGCACCACUACCACCAAAUCAAAAUUGCGAUAUAAGCUUACCUCUGGGUGUUCAAGGUCCAGUACAGCGUAUGGAACCAUUAAAUAAUUUACAAGUUGCUGUUAAAAAUAACAUUGAUAUAUUCUAUUUUGCUUGCCUGGUACAUGGCAACGUGUUAUUUGCGGAAGAUGGACAGUUAGAUAAACGUGUAUUUCUUAAUACAUGGAAGGAAAUACCUGCAGCAAAUGAACUUCAGUAUAGUUUAAGUGGAGUUAUUGGCACCACUGAUGGCAUUGCUUCUAAAAUGACUACAAAUAACGUUUUUACAAUUGCUAAACGCAAUGUAGAGGGCCAAGACAUGCUUUACCAAUCACUCAAACUUACAAACAAUAUAUGGGUCCUACUUGAAUUAAAACUUCAGCCUGGCAAUCCGGAUGCAACACUCAGCUUAAAAUCUCGAUCUGUUGAAGUCGCUCCUAUGAUAUUCGCCGCAUAUGAAGCCAUUAUACGUUCACCAUAAAUAAAAUUUAUCAAAUUUUCAAAUGACUUCAUCCAAUAAAGGUACUCUUCAAAUGAAA